Sabethes cyaneus is the source of this 1300-nucleotide messenger RNA. RefSeq lists its product as uncharacterized. Bases 176 to 970 code for a protein of 264 amino acids. Lineage: Eukaryota; Metazoa; Arthropoda; Insecta; Diptera; Culicidae. Gene Ontology annotation, molecular function: DNA binding. The transcript has 2 exons. The record is from RefSeq and is a predicted model, not a curated record.
GCAAAAAAUACAUUAAUUAGGUAAACAUAUAAGAAUAUCAGUGCUAGACCUAGAGCCUGGCGUCGGAUGUUGGAGUAAAUCUUUGUAUGUAAAGAUAUCGCAACAAGGUUCGUUAUCGGCAUCACAUUUUUAUACGGUUUGCGUCACUUGUAAAAUACAAGACAAAACGAGCAAUAUGGACAAGAGAAAAUUGUCUUGUGGGGAUAUUAUCCACAUUCUGGAACUAUACCGAGAGAAUGAAUGCUUAUGGAAACAGUCGCGCGCAGACUACAAGGACAAACAAAAGAGAUUGGAGGCAUUGGCACGUAUAAAAAAAGCAACGAAUAUGACUUCCAUCGACGAGGUCAGGCGAAGGAUCAAAAACAUACGGGAUACGUAUUGCCACGAAAGAAGAAAAAGUAAAAGAGCCCAAAAAUCUACCAAACUUCCGUGGUACCAAAUGGCGGAAUUCCUAACAGAACGUGGUGCAAAACCGGCAAAUGACAACAGCGUCGAUGCCUCGUGUUCGAAACAAGAUGAUGAUCCAGAGGAUUUGGAAUAUUCGUCUAUCGAUAUUCCAGAUUCGUUGGAACAGGAUCCACAGGUCUCCACCGAUGUACCACAUAAUGAGGAAGUGUUUGAGAACGCAAUCAUAGCUUGGUCAUCUGUGGAUAACAAUCCAGCAGAGACAGACACGAAAAAGGAAAUCGACUUCACGUGCAGUUCAGUGAAUCCUACUACAAAGAAAUUGAAUAGAAGCGUACCUUCACACAUUACUUCUGCAUCAAACAGAGUGGAACACAUGAGACCACCGAUUUCUCAAUCAACCGAAGAUGAGUUCCACCAUUUUGGACUUAACUUAGCAGCACAGCUUAGACAACUGCCGAUUCUAAGAGCUCUUAAGUUGCAAGAAAAGCUUCAAUCAUUGGUUUCCAAAGAGCGGAUUAAUUUUGAAACUGAUCAACAGCACCAGCAACGGGGCGAAUCAUAAAAUCAUUUGCAAAAAGAAAACAGGAUUCGAAUCAAUCACGGUCGCAUUACAGGAAAAGCAUCAGUUUAAUGUGAUAUAAGUUAAAAUCAGUUCGUUUGUACACACGAACUUGUUACUAAUGGCAAGAAAUGAUCGAUAAGAUAACUUCUACAGACUAGUUUACAAGAUACACGUCCGACCGACACCAAAAAUAUAUCAAAAGUGGCGAUUGAUUGCCUUGGUAGCUGUCUGUAGAACAUUUCAAACAUGACAACGGUAUUUUCUAACGCCACAAAACUGGUGAAAUUCGCCAUCUAUUUUACUUGCUAAUAAUAAUUAUUUAUUUUUCAA